CAUGUUUUGGCGGUAGAAGAUGUGUGGCAAAAUUCGUCCCAUGCUGCAACAACGCUGUGGUGUGAACCGCGGAGCUCAGCAUAUGAGCUUUUGAAGCGUGGUUUUCGCCAAGCUACUCAUUUGGUGCAUGUUGGUGCAUCCCUUGCAGAGUGGUUGUUGGCUUGGAGACAUGUGCUGAAGAAAGACCAUGAUCCAAAAGGGGACGGAAAAGACUUUGAGUAGGUUUGUGCGCGACGAAAGCAAGCAUGCGUGCUUUUAUGCGAGCUGUGCAGGGUUGGCAGCCCGCUGUUGGACAGCUGGCUAAAGCGCAUUGAACGCCAUGUGCCCGCAGCGACGUGUAGUUCAAGAAUUCAUUGGACUUUAGGUUGCACGUUUCACCCAGGCGUUUGAGCACUGGAGGCCGGCACGGCUUCGGCCGCACUCUUGCAAUGCCCGCGGAGGAAGCGGAGUCCCACAAUGCAGAGUCCUUUGAUGUUGAAGCAGCGCUGACAGCCUUCCUUGCUGACGUGAACAGGACAGAGCUGCAGCUUCCGCCACUGGACACCGACCAGCGCAAACAGGCCAAGAAGUUGGCCGAGCAGUACGCAGAAAUCAAGUGUGAGAGCUAUGGGUUUGGUCCAGAGCGCAGGCUACACCUCUUCAAGCAGAACGCUGCGUCAACUCCAAAGGGUGUCACCACAGAAGGCGAAAGCAAAGAAUUCCAUGCCGAUCUUGGCUCAGAAAAAUCCACGGUGGUCUCUGGUGCAGCAGACAAGAGUGAUACGCCAGAGGAAACCGAGGAUGCAGCAAAAUCUGCAGCUUCGCCUGCUGUGUACCAAGUCCGCAAUACCUUCAUUCACAUUGAGGGUACGGACGUUGUUGAUCAGCGUGCCGUCCAGUCCAUGCCCCACGGCAUGUUCUCGCAGUGUCUUCUAGACGAAGCUGCGCGCUCUCAAGGCAAAGCCAGCACAAAGACAACGACUCCAAGCAUGACGCCACCUCCCACUGCGGAAGCUCCGAAGGAGAGAUGUUUGCACCUGGAACUGAAGUCGUGAUUGAAGGCCUCACAAAAUAUCCAGCCUUCAAUGGUUUACACGGGACGGUGCUGUCGCUGGACACGGACACAGGUCG
Effrenium voratum is the source of this 1110-nucleotide messenger RNA. The record is from the annotation of a GenBank genome assembly. Lineage: Eukaryota; Dinophyceae; Suessiales; Symbiodiniaceae.